GAGAGAGAGAGAGAGACCGGUAGUUAGGCUCGCGCCAACUAACGAACUCCAAGGGUGGUUUUCAAACCGCUAGAUUCGCGGCCUCCUCUCCCUCUGACUUCUUGUUGCGGGUUCCUCAACCAGCAAAACCUCAUGGAAAUCCUAGUUUAUUUUUCACGCACUGAGGUAUAUCUUGAAGAUGAUGGACCCUGAGGAUGCGGCUGGACCUUCAGAAUCACCUGCUUCUGCUUCUGCUGCUGCUGCUGCAAAAAAGAAGAAUUCCAAGAAACCCAAAUAUUCAAAGUUCACUCAACAAGAGCUUCCUGCUUGCAAACCAAUUCUAUCCCACAGAUGGGUCAUUACGGCAUUCAUCUCUGUCGGAGUCAUCUUCAUUCCAAUCGGCCUUGCUUCCUUGUUUGCAUCAGAGCAGGUGGUGGAAAUUGUAGACCGUUAUGAUAAAGCUUGCGUUCCUUCAACUUAUAGCAAUGAUGCACUUGCAUAUAUCCAGAGCGCCAAAACUAACAAGACCUGUAUCAGAAGUUUAACGGUUCCUAAGAAAAUGAAAAGUCCCAUUUAUAUAUAUUAUCAGCUCGAUAACUUCUACCAGAAUCAUCGCCGGUAUGUCCAAAGUCGAAGCGACGAUCAGUUGAGGAGCAAGGCAUACGAGUAUGACACAGAAGACUGUGACCCAGAAUCAACAACAGCCGGAGGACCCAUAGUUCCUUGUGGCCUUAUUGCUUGGAGUUUGUUCAACGAUACAUAUCAACUUUCAUAUCAGAAGGAAGAUCUCGAGAUCAGUAAAAAGGACAUAGCUUGGAAAAGCGAUCAACAGCAUAAAUUCGGGUCCGAUGUCUAUCCCAAAAAUUUCCAGAGUAGUGGCUUGAUUGGGGGUGCAAAACUCAACAAAAGCAUACCUUUAAGUGAGCAAGUGGAUCUCAUUGUAUGGAUGCGAACUGCGGCAUUACCAACUUUUAGAAAGCUCUAUGGAAAGAUAGAGGUGGAUCUUGAAGCUAACCAGAGCAUAGCAGUGGUAAUAAAGAACAACUACAACACAUAUAGCUUUGGCGGCAAAAAGACGCUGGUGCUUUCAACCACAAGUUGGAUUGGUGGAAAAAAUGAUUUCCUGGGCAUAGCAUACAUUGCAGUUGGUGGGCUUUCCUUAUUUAUGGCAAUAACCUUUGCGCUGGUGUACGUAAUUAUGCCAAGCAGGCCGUUUGGGGAUCCAUCCUUCUUGACGUCAAACAUAAUAACUCCUGCUGGGCAGUCAAACUAGUUCUUCUUCAGCAUAUGUCCCCAUUCAUGACAUUUAUACAUGCACUGCUCUUCCGCCCCAAGGUUCUCUCCAAUAUUUAUUCUCUUUGCAAAGAAUUUUUACCUAUUUUGGCUGCUUACUCCUUUAUGUUCGAAGACGUAACAUAUUGAGUGCAAUUACUGAAUGGUUUCUUUUGUUUCUAAUUCACUUUGACAGGUUGCAAUGGUGUUGGAUUAUUUUGUCUACAUCCCCUUAUAGUUCCAAAUUUCCAGUGGUACUAAUGUCAUCUCUCAUCUCUUAAGAAGAUGACUUAUUCGCAUUCCUGCUUUAUUUUUUAUAACUUGGAUUUUCCUUACCGCAUACCCCUUGUGCAUUCUUGGUUGCACAAGGACACUGCCAGCGAUUUUUGUUCGCAAUCAAAUGAUUGCUUAAGGGCUUCAAAACUACUCUGGUCAUUGUGUUGCACUACUGCAGUGUUUUAAGGUGGUUCUUGAGGCUGUUUUUCUGUUGUUCUCAAGGUCAUUGUGUUGUUCUGCAGUGUUUCAAGGUAGCAGUGUUAACUGUC
Molecule: messenger RNA, 1796 nt
Organism: Rhododendron vialii
Lineage: Eukaryota; Viridiplantae; Streptophyta; Magnoliopsida; Ericales; Ericaceae
Product: ALA-interacting subunit 1-like
Exons: 9
Coding region: 179-1252 (357 amino acids)
Cellular component (GO): endoplasmic reticulum; Golgi apparatus; plasma membrane
Source: RefSeq, a predicted model, not a curated record